CUUCUAUUAAUAUCACAAAAACAUUCAGCAGCUACACAAAGUAGCUUCCUUCUCGGAUCAAAUUCUGAAUUCUUCCAAACGAGUUUCUCUCUUCUCUCUCAAUCUCUGAGAAAUUUUGCAGGCGGGAAGAAAAAUAAUGGAAGAGUUUUUGUUACAUGGAAGAUUGCACGCGACAAUCUAUGAAGUUGAUCGUCUCCAUGCUGAAGGAGGUAGAUCAGGUUUCUUAGGAUCGAUACUAGCAAAUGUAGAAGAAACAAUUGGUGUUGGCAAAGGAGAAACUCAGCUUUACGCUACAAUCGAUCUUGAGAAAGCGAGAGUUGGAAGAACAAGGAAAAUAACAAAGGAGCCAAAAAACCCAAAGUGGUAUGAAUCUUUUCAUAUUUACUGUGGUCACAUGGCCAAACAUGUUAUUUUCACAGUUAAGGAUGCUAAUCCGAUUGGCGCUACGCUGAUCGGAAGAGGUUAUAUUCCUGUGGAAGAUAUUUUGCAUGGAGAAGAAGUUGACAGAUGGGUUGAUAUCUUAGAUAAUGAUAAAAACCCCAUUGCUGGAGGAUCAAAGAUCCAUGUGAAACUCCAAUAUUUCGGUGUUGAGAAGGAUAAAAACUGGAAUCGAGGUAUCAAAAGUGCUAAGUUUCCAGGAGUUCCUUACACAUUCUUCUCUCAGAGAAGAGGCUGCAAAGUUUCUCUGUAUCAAGAUGCUCAUAUUCCUGGAAACUUUGUCCCAAAAAUCCCUCUCGCGGGUGGAAAAAACUACGAGCCAGGUCGAUGUUGGGAGGAUAUUUUCGAUGCCAUUACUAAUGCAAAACACUUGAUUUACAUUACUGGUUGGUCUGUUUACACUGAGAUUUCUUUGGUGAGGGACUCGAGGAGGCCGAAACAAGGAGGAGAUGUCACUAUUGGUGAGCUACUCAAGAAGAAAGCUAGUGAAGGUGUUAAGGUAAUUUUGCUUGUUUGGGACGAUAGAACAUCGGUUGAUUUGCUGAAAAAAGAUGGACUUAUGGCCACUCAUGAUGAAGAAACUGAGAAUUUUUUCAGAGGAACCGACGUGAACUGUAUUUUGUGUCCUCGUAACCCUGAUGAUGGUGGAAGCAUUGUCCAAAACUUGCAAAUCUCAACUAUGUUCACUCAUCACCAAAAGAUUGUUGUUGUAGACAGUGAAAUGCCGAGUGGAGGAUCAAGAUCUAGAAGAAUUGUGAGUUUUGUUGGUGGUCUUGAUCUUUGUGAUGGAAGAUAUGACACUCCAUUUCACUCCUUGUUUAGAACACUGGACACUGCGCAUCACGAUGACUUCCAUCAACCGAAUUUCACUGGCGCAGCGAUAACCAAAGGCGGUCCUAGAGAACCAUGGCAUGACAUUCACUGCCGUCUCGAAGGACCUAUUGCUUGGGAUGUCUUGUAUAAUUUUGAGCAGAGAUGGAGUAGACAAGGUGGUAAAGAUAUUUUGGUUAAAAUAAGAGAGCUCGGCGAUAUCAUCAUUCCGCCUUCUCCUGUUUUGUUCUCGGAGGAUCACGACGUGUGGAAUGUUCAGUUGUUUAGAUCCAUUGAUGGUGGAGCAGCUGCUGGAUUUCCUGACUCCCCUGAAGCUGCAGCGGAAGCAGGUCUUGUGAGCGGAAAAGAUAAUAUAAUUGAUAGGAGUAUUCAAGAUGCGUACAUUCACGCGAUUAGACGAGCUAAAGAUUUCAUCUACAUCGAAAACCAGUACUUCCUUGGAAGCUCUUUUGCUUGGAGCGCUGAUGGAAUCAAACCAGAGGAAAUCAAUGCUCUGCAUUUGAUUCCAAAGGAGCUAUCUUUGAAGAUUGUUAGCAAGAUCAAAGCAGGAGAGAAGUUUAAGGUCUAUGUUGUUGUUCCAAUGUGGCCUGAAGGGAUUCCUGAGAGCGGAUCAGUUCAAGCUAUAUUAGAUUGGCAGAAAAGAACAAUGGAGAUGAUGUACAAAGACGUAAUCAAGGCACUGAGAGAAAAGGGACUCGAGGGAGAGGAUCCACGAGAUUAUUUGACAUUCUUCUGCCUCGGAAACCGAGAAGUCAAGAAGGAUGGAGAGUAUGAGCCUUCAGAGAAACCUGAACCGGACACUGACUAUAUCCGAGCACAAGAAGCACGCCGCUUCAUGAUCUAUGUUCACACUAAAAUGAUGAUUGUUGACGAUGAGUACAUUAUAAUCGGAUCAGCAAAUAUCAACCAGAGGUCAAUGGAUGGUGCAAGAGACUCAGAGAUAGCAAUGGGAGGCUAUCAACCAUAUCAUCUCUCAACACGACAACCAGCUCGAGGUCAAAUCCAUGGAUUCCGCAUGUCUUUAUGGUAUGAACAUCUAGGAAUGCUCGAUGAAACAUUCCUCGAUCCAUCGAGCCAAGAAUGCAUCCAGAAAGUUAACCGUGUUGCUGAUAAGUAUUGGGAUCUUUACUCAAGUGAGUCACUUGAACAUGAUCUUCCUGGUCAUCUACUUCGCUACCCGAUCGGUAUUGCUAGUGAAGGGAACAUCACUGAGCUUCCCGGAUGUGAAUUCUUUCCCGACACAAAAGCCCGUAUCCUUGGUGCUAAAUCUGAUUACAUGCCUCCAAUUCUUACAACCUAAGCUUUAUGGCAGUAUCUAUAGGUAUUAAAUAAGAUUUUCUUCUCUUUUCUUUUGCUGAAUAAGUUAUAACACCAUUAGCCCUAUCCUAUUUGGAAUCUAAUAACUUAUGUUUUGUUGCUAAUUACUGUUGAACUUAAUGAAUUUAUCUAUUAUCA
Molecule: messenger RNA, 2724 nt
Organism: Arabidopsis arenosa
Lineage: Eukaryota; Viridiplantae; Streptophyta; Magnoliopsida; Brassicales; Brassicaceae
Source: the annotation of a GenBank genome assembly